Molecule: messenger RNA, 5098 nt
Organism: Pomacea canaliculata
Lineage: Eukaryota; Metazoa; Mollusca; Gastropoda; Architaenioglossa; Ampullariidae
Product: serine/threonine-protein phosphatase 4 regulatory subunit 1-like
Exons: 22
Coding region: 16-3303 (1095 amino acids)
Biological process (GO): protein dephosphorylation
Molecular function (GO): protein phosphatase regulator activity
Source: RefSeq, a predicted model, not a curated record
UGUGAUACCGUUAUAAUGGGGGGGUUUUCUUUGUGUACGCGUUUGACGAGUACACUGCACGCUCUCCAGCUUUGGGCCCAGCGCGUUCGCUGGUCACAGACGAGGCUCUUUGUUCCCUUCGGGCGCGCUCCCGCCUCAACAACAAAGAACACUCACACAAGCAAAGUGCACACCAACAUUACAAGCCAUCUUCCUGCUGUAACUGUAGGCCAACAAGCCUUGGACCGAGUAUAUGCACGCUUACUCUAUGAUGUUUUGAUAAAUCACAUUGAUUUCUAUCAGGAUGAUCCAGAGGAUAACGUUGACGAUGGCUGUGGAUUUGAUGAUGGACUCAGUGAAAUUGAUGAGAACUUGGCACCUCUGCAGCGCCUACAAAAGUACACAGAUAGUGACAACGUCUUUAACAGACAAAUUGUUGCCCGUACAAUGUUGGACACAAUACGAGCAGUUGGGGAUGACCACCAGGCGUGUCUUGCUGUGCUCGAAUCAAUGGUGCACCUCUCCAUGGAUGCAGAGCCAUCUGUACGAUCAGAGCUAAUGGAGCAAGUGCCACACAUAGCAGUCUACUGUCAAGAAAAUAGAACAUUAUUUCCUGAUGCUGUACCAGCCUACAUACUUCCCAUGGUGGUGCGCUACUUGAAUGAUGAAAACAAUCAGGUACGAAAAACAAGCCAAGCAGCCCUUCUGGUUUUACUUGAACAAGGCCUUGUAGAAAAAGAGGAUAUAGAGAAGCAAGUGGUCAAUGUAAUCCUAGAUUUGGCUAGCCCAACUAGUCAAGAUGACUACCGCACUGAAGCAGUUGCUCUUAUGAGUAAGAUGGCACCACUGCUAGGUCGUGACAUCACCGAGCGUCUGUUCUUGCCUCGUUUCUGUGAAAUGCUGACUGACCCAUUGUUUCAUGUCAGAAAGGUCUGUGCUUCUAACUUUGGUGAGGUGUGUAAUGUUGUCGGAGUUGAAAACAGUGAAGAAGUUUUGCUUCCGAAGUUCCUCUACCUGUGUGAAGAUGGAGUGUGGGGAGUACGCAAAGCUUGUGCUGAGUGUUUUAUGACAAUUUCAUGUGCAUGUUCGUUGGAAACUCGACGGCGACUUCUGGCCAACCUUUUUGUCAAUCUCCUUAGUGAUCAAUCACGAUGGGUUCGGAUGUCGGCGUUUCAGCAGCUCGGUCCAUUCAUUUCAACCUUUGCUGAUCCUGCCUUAACAGGUCUCUUCGUUAAUGAAGAUGGAACAAUUGUCAUGAGAGACCUCCAGAGUGACAGUGAAAUGACUGGCACUGGAAUGAUGGAAAGCAGAACAAUUUUCAUAAAUGAAGAUGAUGAGAUGGACAUUGUUUUAUCGGAAGCAGAUGAUGGUGCAGGCAAUGGCUUCAGUGAUGGCCACCUAGUUAUACCAUGGACAGAAGAUAAAUCUUUCGAGGAGCAUCGUGUAGAAAAAAUGACAAGUACACAUUGUGAAAACUUAAAAACAACUGAAAAUGUGAAUUCUGUAGAAUGUGUUAAUAGUUUAGACCAAUGUUUAGCAGAAGGCAUGUCUAGGUUGAAUGUUGACAACGCGCAACUUAUUUCAGAAGACAUUGAGUCUGAGCUGUUGAAAAAGUGUGAAUUAGAUCUUACUGGGCAGGAGAUAGUUAAUGAAAAUGACAAACUAAACUGUGAUAACAUUAACCUCUGUCCAAGCUGUGAACCUAAUAUACCCGAGACAUCUGUGAUUUCUGAAACUGGGCAGGCUGUGCCUUCUGCCGAGAUCAUCUUUCAACCUUCUGUGCUUUCAAACACAUCAGAAUUGUCAACACCAGAAGGUCGACAAAAUUCUGAGCAUAGAGUUCAUGUACACUUGGACAACUUCAACACAUUCCAGUAUUGGAGACAACCCCUUCCAGAGGUGGACAUUGAUUUUGAUCUUAUUAAUGGUGCACCUGCAAAUAUUCAUGUUGUUGCAAAGGUCAAAGAUGAGGACAAACACAAAGUCUACUCGACACAUGUAGAUGUGAUCAUGACAUCCAACACUGUUGCUGGAUCUCCACUGUCACAGCUGCCACACGAUGUGGGCAGUGUUCAACGCAAAGAGAUUGAACUGUCAGGUGUUAAGAUUCAUACUGCUAGUGUCAGUACAGUGAGUGAUGCAGAUGAAGAAACAGUAAGCAACAUAGGCAGUACACAUGUGCUUGGCCAGAACAUGGGGGAACCUACCCUUGCUGUUGUUGAUGGAGUGGUUCAAGAUUUAAGUAGCAGCAGCUUAAGCUACAUGGAUGAUUUUGCUUCAAAGAUUUACCUUGAUGAUGCUGUUUUAGCACAGCAGCAGGACAUAGUGCCACAGUCACUACUGGAAAAUUACCUUGGAAUGGUUGAUCCAUCACGUGCACAAACUGUCGAUACAGACAUUACCCGGCAUUGUGCUUUCAACCUUCCUGCUGUUGCAUACACCUUGGGUCGUCGUAACUGGCACUGUAUUCGACAUUUGUAUGAGACCCUUACACAAGCUAUGCAGUGGAAGGUACGCAGAACUCUUGCCUUUUCCAUUCAUGAGCUGGCACAAAUCCUGGGCGAGGAAAUCACACACCGAGAUCUUUUGCCCGUUUUUGAUGGUUUUUUGAAAGACUUGGAUGAAGUUAGGAUUGGUGUCCUUAAGCAUCUUGCUGAUUUUCUAAGGUUGCUGCGCACAGAAGUUCGACAAAAGUAUCUUAUUAAAGUUUCUGACUUUAUGAAGACGGACAACCAUCGUAACUGGAGAUUUCGACAGGAGCUUGCUGAGCAGCUGGUUCUGCUUUGUGAACUCUACACUCCAGCAGACAUCAUGCGCUAUUUAGCUCCCUUAGCUGUAAACCUGUGCAUGGACAAAGUGUGUGAAGUCAGGAUUGUGUCUUUUAGCUUGGUUUGUGCCAUUUUGCGGCAAAUCUACAUGGAAGAUAAUGAGAGGCUGCUAAUCUUUUUUAUUAAUGAACUUAUUGAAAAAUUUGCUCAUAACAACAAGUGGCUUGGGCGUCAAAUAUUUUGUCAACUUUGCUAUGUUGUCUUGGAAGAAAAUGCUCUCCCUUCAACCGUGUUUGCAACACACCUUUUGCCACCAUUGUUGGCCUUAGGACGAGACCCUAUCCCUAACGUGCGUUUGACUGUGGCCAAAGUAUUGGCAAACCGCCUGCUGCUGAUAGACUAUUUCAUGUCCUCAGCAAACUUGCACAAAGAUGAAUUGAUUGAUACCCUGCACAAUCUUCAGUCAGACCAUGAUCGUGAUGUCCGUUUUUUUGCAAACGUGAACAGUGAUAGCGGUUCCUUCACCAGUCUGCAUUCAGACACAAUGCCCGUUUGAAAACAGGAAGAGUUUCAUUGCUGCACAAGCCAUGUGGUCGCCUUGGGGUGUUUACAGCAUAAACUAUUUUUUGAAUGAUUUAAACCUGUCAUUAUUGUGAUUUUAUUUAUGAGUUCACCUGUUGAAAGGUGGCAUAAAAAAAGUGUAUCACAUAUUGGCAGAGGUAGUCUUAAUGCAGCAGUGUCCUAGUUACACUUGCAUAAUACCAGGAUAGUAAUUCAUUACUCGUAGGGAAGACUGAGGUGUUUGGGAUUGUUUUAAGUCCUUUGCUACAUGAACUUUCGGUUGAUGUAACUUUAAUUUUAUGCUCCACCUCAGCUUGUAUCAGUCUGUUACAUUAGCAGGCUGUAAGUGAUAUUGCAUAAAAAUCAUGGUGUGGUGCAAGGAAAAACAUGCCUCAGAUUUGACUUUUAUUUGUAUUUUUUAUUUUUAAGUAGAUAUGAAUUGAAUAAAGGUGUUUUCUUAAGUUAAAGCUUUUAAAAGUCACAAGGAAUAUAUUCAGCAGUUCAAAUAUUGUUGAAGACUAAAAACAAAUUUGUACAGUAAGUUGCUUUCCUGCCUGCUGAUAUGUGCAUGCAUUUCAGUAUGCAAACUUUUGAACUAAAUAACUAAUAGUUGGAUGUUAAGAUCAUUCCUAAUUUUGACUAUUAUGUGCAGUUUUCCUAGUUCCAUGUAAAUCAGGCAUUUUUUUUUUAAAAUGCAUGAAAACAUGGACAUCUUUCAGGGAUUGAAUAAGAAUUUAAAUGGCCUAAACUCAAGGUUAAAUUAAAAAGCUGUGAUGUGGUCAUUUCUUCUCGGUGAAAUUGAGAUGUGGCUAAACUUUCAGCAUUAUGGAGGGCUGCUCUGGGAUUGAAGACCUGUUACUUUUGUUAUAGUCCCCUUUUCAUGUCACAGUUGAGUAUUUUUCAAAAAUUGUAGUAUAUGCUGCAUGAACAGAACUGCUGUGAAUGAGUUGUGGAAAAAACUCAAAAAUUGUACAUAAUGAAAAACAAAUCAAUAGCUACUGUGAUACUCAAAAUAUGCAAUUUACCACAAAUGCGUGUCGUCAGCUUAGGGGAGGGGGGUAAGACUGGACCUGUUGCUUACAAAGAUGGAAGUCUGCAAAUAAUGUUCAUGACUUGAUUUAAGGGGCAGCCGUUCAUUAGCAGUGGAAAAGAACUACAUGCUUUUUAGGUGAAAACUUCAUCAUCUGGUUAGGCAUGUAUUUUUAUCCCUAGUCUGGUCCACAGUUAAAGUUAAAAAUGAUUUCAUGGAAAUGGCUGGAUUAAAAUGCUGUGUUUAAUAGCUAGUUCUAAGAUCAUCAAUGACCAUUUUUUUUUAGUGCGAUUUAGUAUGUUGGUUUAAAUGAGAGCCAAAUGUAACCAAACUGCUGCAUUUUACAGGUUACACUUUCCAUUCUUUCAAUGUAAUGCUAAGAAAGGGUGUAUGUCAUUAAUUCAUGGAGGCUUUGUUGCUAUAUUUUCCUACUUUAAAUAAGGGGAUUUUUUAAAAUAACGCUAGUAGUUUUAUAAUAAAAGUUUUAAAAUUCCUCAUCACAAAUUUAAUAUCAAGGGCAAAAACUUAUGUAAACCAGUGGUAUUAUGCAAAAUUUCUAAUGACCAUCACACUAUUGUUGUCAUGUAGAACAAACUGUUGAGAUAAAGUGUAUGUCUGAUUACUUUUUUUUUUUUAAAUUGGGAAAACUAGCUUGGGAAAAGAUUUUCACAUGUUGCCUUGACACUGCAUUGUCUGGAGCAGUGCAGUUGUCACUCUGCAUGUAAUUUGUUGAUUUUCAUAAUAAAGUUAUAAAUCUUAA